AAAGAGAAACACAUCGGAGACCCUACUCACUUUGAUGGGAAUCGAAAGGACGCAAUCAGAUGGUUCAUCUCCGUCAGAGUAUAUUUAGAAGAAAAUCACGAAAUAUACGACACGGACGAAUCAUGGGUUAAGUUUGCUACUCAAAGGAUGACCAAAGGCACGGCACGAGAAUGGGUAGAUUCUUUUUACCAGAAAGUCAUGGCAAAAGAAUACCAGAAUAGACGACUAGGAAGUACAGAAAGUGCCUGGGGAACAUGGAACGAAUUUGGUGACCAAUUUUGGUUAUCAUUCCAACCCCUAGACCAGGAAAACUCGGCCAUCUCGGAAAUGCAAACCUUAACUCAGAAGAAGUGCCGAACUUUGGAUGAUUAUAUCCAGAAGUUCCAAUCAGCAUUCAUGCGGUCCAAAUUACCCGAUGGAAAGACAAUUGUUCAGAUGUUUAUGAGAGGUUUAGAUCAAGAUCUCACGUUAUCAAUUAUUAACCGAGGAAAACCUCCGGAAACAUUAGCCGAUUGGAUACCCGAAGUAACGGAAGCCUAUAACUGGCGAAGACAAUACUCGGUAGCCUUAGGACACAAAUUACCGGAAGCAUCACUCUAUAAAAAUCAAACAUCCCACUCACAUAAUCAUGGCGGAAAUAGGUCUCAUCAGCGAGAUCCCAAUGCCAUGGAUGUAGAUGCAAUUGAUUUCCAAAAACGCAAGGAAUACAGGAAACAAGGGAAGUGCUAUUUAUGUCACAAAACGGGACAU
Molecule: messenger RNA, 750 nt
Organism: Coniophora puteana RWD-64-598 SS2
Lineage: Eukaryota; Fungi; Basidiomycota; Agaricomycetes; Boletales; Coniophoraceae
Exons: 1
Source: RefSeq, a predicted model, not a curated record